Messenger RNA from Fukomys damarensis (Damara mole-rat), 4820 nucleotides. RefSeq names its product Rho related BTB domain containing 2 (gene Rhobtb2). NCBI's taxonomy places the organism in Eukaryota, Metazoa, Chordata, Mammalia, Rodentia, Bathyergidae. Gene Ontology annotation, biological process: small GTPase-mediated signal transduction. The transcript is spliced from 10 exons. Gene Ontology annotation, molecular function: GTP binding; protein binding; GTPase activity. The coding region runs from base 194 to 2383 and encodes 729 amino acids. The record is from RefSeq and is a predicted model, not a curated record.
AGAGUUUCUGAGCCAUCGCGAGCCGGGCCCGGACCUGGAGCCCACAGCGGCGCGGCGAGAGAAGCUGGCGUCUUCCUAGCUUGCCCACGCGGAGUGACCCCCAGACAUCUCACUAAAAUGAGCGUGCUUAGCAGGAAGAGAUGUGUUCCUUACACUAGCAAUUACCCCGUCACAUGUAGUGGUGUCUCAAUUAAUGGAUUCUGACAUGGAUUAUGAAAGGCCAAACGUAGAGACCAUCAAGUGUGUGGUGGUGGGGGACAACGCCGUGGGCAAGACCAGGCUCAUCUGUGCCCGGGCCUGCAAUGCCACCCUCACGCAGUACCAGCUGCUCGCCACCCAUGUGCCCACAGUGUGGGCCAUCGACCAGUAUCGUGUGUGCCAAGAGGUGCUGGAACGCUCCCGAGAUGUGGUAGAUGACGUCAGCGUCUCCCUGCGCCUCUGGGACACCUUUGGAGACCACCACAAAGAUCGCCGUUUUGCUUAUGGGAGAUCGGAUGUGGUGGUUCUGUGCUUCUCCAUUGCCAACCCCAAUUCCCUCCACCAUGUCAAGACCAUGUGGUACCCAGAAAUCAAGCACUUCUGCCCUCGAGCACCUGUCAUCCUGGUGGGCUGCCAGCUGGACCUGCGCUAUGCUGACCUGGAGGCUGUCAACAGGGCAAGGCGGCCCUUGGCUAGGCCCAUCAAGCCCAAUGAGAUCCUUCCCCCAGAGAAGGGUCGGGAGGUGGCCAAGGAGCUGGGCAUCCCCUACUAUGAGACCAGCGUGGUGGCCCAGUUUGGCAUCAAGGACGUCUUUGACAAUGCCAUCCGGGCUGCACUCAUCUCCCGGCGCCACCUGCAGUUCUGGAAGUCCCACCUGCGCAAUGUGCAGCGGCCUCUGCUGCAGGCGCCCUUCUUGCCCCCCAAGCCACCUCCCCCCAUCAUCGUGGUGCCCGAUCCCCCCUCCAGCAGUGAGGAGUGCCCUGCCCACCUCCUGGAGGACCCGCUCUGUGCGGACGUCAUCCUGGUGCUGCAGGAGCGGGUGCGUAUCUUUGCCCACAAGAUCUACCUCUCCACCUCCUCCUCCAAGUUCUACGACCUGUUCCUCAUGGACCUGAGUGAGGGGGAGCUGGGAGGCCCCUCGGGGCCAGGAGGCCCUUGCCCAGAGGACCACCGGGGCCACCCCGAUCAACACCACCACCAUCAUCACCACCACCAUGGGCGGGACUUCCUGCUACGGGCAGCCAGCUUUGAUGUGUGUGAGAGUGUGGAUGAGGCAGGAGGCUCCGGUCCUGCUGGUCUCCGAGCCUCAACCAGUGAUGGGAUCCUGCGGGGCAACGGAACAGGGUACCUGCCAGGCAGGAGUCGUGUGCUGUCUUCCUGGAGCCGAGCUUUUGUCAGCAUUCAGGAAGAGAUGGCAGAGGAUCCUCUGACCUACAAAUCCCGGCUGAUGGUAGUGGUGAAAAUGGACAACUCCAUCCAGCCGGGGCCCUUCCGGGCUGUUCUCAAGUACCUGUACACAGGGGAGCUGGGCGAGAAUGAGCGUGACCUCAUGCACAUCGCCCACAUCGCCGAGCUGCUGGAGGUCUUUGAUCUGCGCAUGAUGGUGGCCAACAUUCUCAACAACGAGGCCUUCAUGAACCAGGAGAUCACCAAGGCCUUUCAUGUCCGCCGCACCAACCGGGUUAAGGAGUGCUUGGCCAAAGGCACCUUCUCAGAUGUGACCUUCAUCCUGGAUGACGGCACCAUCAGCGCUCACAAGCCCGUGUUGAUUUCCAGCUGUGACUGGAUGGCCGCCAUGUUUGGGGGGCCAUUUGUGGAGAGUUCCACCAGGGAGGUGGUGUUCCCCUACACGAGCAAGAGCUGCAUGAGGGCGGUGCUGGAGUACCUCUACACGGGCAUGUUCACCUCCAGCCCCGACCUGGACGACAUGAAGCUUAUCAUCUUGGCCAACCGCCUCUGCCUGCCGCACUUGGUUGCCCUCACAGAGCAGUACACGGUGACUGGGCUGAUGGAGGCAACCCAGAUGAUGGUGGACAUCGACGGGGACGUCCUCGUGUUCCUAGAGCUGGCUCAGUUCCACUGUGCGUACCAGUUGGCUGACUGGUGUCUCCACCAUAUCUGCACCAACUACAACAACGUGUGCCGCAAGUUCCCCCGAGACAUGAAGGCCAUGUCCCCAGAAAACCAGGAGUACUUCGAGAAGCACCGCUGGCCACCCGUGUGGUACCUGAAGGAGGAGGACCACUACCAGCGUGCGCGCAAGGAGCGCGAGAAGGAGGACUACCUGCACCUGAAGCGGCAGCCCAAGCGGCGCUGGCUCUUCUGGAACAGCCCCUCCUCCCCGUCCUCCUCGGCGGCCAACUCCGCGUCCCCGUCCUCCUCCUCCUCCUCGGCCGUGGUCUGAGAUGCUGCCACCCUCCUCUGACCCUGCCGCUGCCGCCCCGUUUGUCCUGUCCCUGCGCUCUUCAGCAUCGCCCUCCACCCAGCGAGGACGAGGGGACCCACCUGCCAGGACCCCAAGGGCAGAGCUGUUGUCACCAGCCAGCGCGGCUUAGGAGCUGCCCUUCCUCAGAACGGGGUCACCCAUGGGGCUGGGAGGCGGAGGGGAAAGGGCUCUGGCAUUUCCUCUCUGGCCUCGAGAACCCUCCAGUCGGAGGGAAACACCUUCCAGCAGGAGGCCCUGUCUGUGUGUCUGUCCCUGCUCAGGCCAGGGAGGCAGCGCCUCUCCCAGAGAGCAGCGAGGGUCCCACCUCAGCUGGCCGUGUCUUUCCAUCUGUGGACCUGAGGUGGCAAAUGUUUCGUGGGCAUUUCUACAUAGAGCACACUCAGCUCCUCACUGCAGAAGUCAGGGGAGAAAUUAAGCUUUCAAAGCCGGACUCAAGAUGUCUUCGUCCUGGGAUGCAGCUGCAAGAGACCACACGUGUAAAGGUUCUUGUCCUGCCGGUGCCCCCUCAGGGCCAUGGGCAAAGCAGGCCUGCUGGCAGGUGGCUAAGGUGGUCGAGUUCCAGGCCCUGAGGCAGGACCUCCUGGUGCAAUGAGAAACUUCUCUUCCCCCUCCUGUCUGCCUCCCAUUUGGAGAUGGAGCCGAAGGAAGCAGCUGCAAUAGGGAAGGAAGAAAGGGUGGAGCUUGUGCAAAGCAAUCCCUGGCUCCUCUGGGGCCCUGUCCCUGUCCCUGAGUAGCACUGCUUUUUAUGGGGUGGGGCAGAAUUAGCCAAAAAGAGCCCCAACAGCAAAGGAAUGAAAACCAAACUCAAAAGAAGAUCACCACCAACAGAAACACUAUCUCCCCAAAGAAUGAAGAUCAGAAAAAGACCCUGUAGAGAUCACACUUUUCUAAUCCCAAACCUAAGCCCUCAGGGUAAGGGGACAGGGUUCGGUCACACCAUAACCCUGACCCCUGUAGGAAAGGACCUGUCUCCUUCUGAGGAUGCCCUGGCUCCAGGCCUCCAGCUCACCGGGGCAAGCUGUGGGGUUAGAGGGGAGGGCUGUGACCUAAGGGCUCGAGCAGCACUGGACUCUCCUCUGCCCAGUUUGAAGGUGCCGGCUGUGACGGUGACCUAGCAGGACGUUCACACGGAUGCAGUGGGUGGGGAGCAGGGGGCAGAUGUCAGGGGAAAGGACAGCAGAACAGGAGUCUCCUGUAAUGAAGGAUCAAGGACAGGACCUCAUCUGGUCCUGGUUUAGGAUAUAGGGAAGGGGAAAAGAAGAGAUUGAACAGGACAAGUCCAGAGAGGGUGAGCCUGGAGGAUUCAAACAAUGGCUUUGCCCAUGGAGCAAAAGCUGGGCCUCAGCUGACCUUUUCCCCAUUUCCUAAUCCUGAUCCAUACUUCACCACCCUUCCCCCUUCUUACACCUCUAGGAUGGGCUCCUGCUGAAGAGGGCACAGUCAGGAGGCAGUGGGCAUGGUCUCAGAGCCCUGACAAAAUGCUUUAGGGAGAGGGACAGCUAGGUACCAGGGAUGGCCUGGUUAGGUCUAGGAUGGGCCACCCAGAUGCAAGGUGACUCUGCAAUGAAUGUGUGGUGUCAGCACUUGGAGCUGUGAGGUUGUGCUGGAGGUCAAACAGGGCUAGAUUUGGGGUGAACCCAUUUUCUGGGCUGGGAGCUUUCAAGUCCUCCAGGUUGGCUGGCUGGGAAACCAGUCCCAUGCUGUCCUCUGCUGGCUGGUUAGACUUCCUGCAGCUGGGCUCUGCCCUUGGCUUCCAAGGCAAGGCUGAGCCACCGCCUUUGAGAAGGGAGUAUCCAGGAGACCAGGGCAACUCCUUCCCUCCAGGAAGGGGACAGAGUUGAAGGCACACAUGGACUUCCCAGGAACUGUGGGUCUGAGAGAGCAAGGGUAAUUGGUCUCCCAGGAGCCUGCAGGGCUCAGUACCUGGGGCUACUGAGGAUGGACAGGCUGGAGGGGACAGAAGGGAGCCCACAGAACAGUGCCACAGGAUCCCUGCACCCCAGGCCCACACACUCCUCAGGGACCCACCGCCCUUCCCCACAGCUCUGGCAGAGCCAGUCUGCACCCCAGAGAAACCACCCCACGAGGCUGUGGGGGAGCCAGGCUGGAGAGGGACAGGGAGGAGGUGUGAGUUCCAGUCCCCUUGGGACUGGUGCUUUGGAUGCCAGAGGCAGAAGCAGAAAGAAUGCCAUGUAGGACAAGCCCCGGGCAUAAGGCGGAGGAGGGCAAGGGGUGGAUCACACAGCAAGAACACACUCCCCGGACUCCUCACACUCCGAGCUGUUUCUGAGGCUGGGAGGACGGGGCCAAAAAACAGAAACCCACACCUCUUUUUAUAUAAAUUUCAUAUUUAAUUUGGUCAUAAAUUCAUAAUACAUACGUAUUUUGUACCUAA